Anthonomus grandis grandis is the source of this 4372-nucleotide messenger RNA. RefSeq names its product alpha-tocopherol transfer protein-like. Gene Ontology annotation, cellular component: membrane. NCBI's taxonomy places the organism in Eukaryota, Metazoa, Arthropoda, Insecta, Coleoptera, Curculionidae. The record is from RefSeq and is a predicted model, not a curated record. The coding region runs from base 214 to 1224 and encodes 336 amino acids. Gene Ontology annotation, molecular function: phosphatidylinositol bisphosphate binding. The transcript is spliced from 6 exons.
UACACUUUUGUUGACGGUGCUUUAGUUUAGUUCGCCGCAAUUCGCAGAGCGCAAAUUUGGUCAGGAGUCGCCGAUUAAGCUUUGUUCUUUUUAAAUCAAUUUUUAUUAAAUUUAUUUAUUUUUUUUUUGCUCAGUUUUAUUUUUGGAGGGUGUAUUUGUGAUCAAAUUUGUGUUUUGAACGGUUUUGUGUUUGAAUUGCUCUUACUCGCAGAAAUGACUACUCCUCGCAAGUGGGUUACCGAACCUGAUAAUUACGUAUGCACGUUAUCAGAAGAGGUCCAGGAAAUAGCCAGGGAGGAGCUACGAGAAGACACGCAUUCCAGAGAGUCAGCUCUGGAAUCGAUGAGGGAAUGGAUCAAGCAGAAUCCGAAAAUAAAGAACUGCAGAAUGGAUGCCAAGUUCCUUUUGCGGUUUUUACGCUUUAAGAAGUUUAGUGUGGAGCAAGCGAAAGAGGCUCUGGAACGAUACGUGCUACUGCGUCAAACUUUCGGGGUGGCAUUCAAUUGUCUGGAUAUUACCAUUCCGAUGAUGGAAGAGCUCACGAAUUUGGGAUACAUGUUCGCUUGUCCUAAGAGAGAUAGUAAAGGCCGAAGAGUUAUUGUGGCCAGACCAGGUGUGUUUGAUUUAAAUAAAUUCACCAACGGAGACAUGUGCCGAAUCCACGGAAUCGUCUAUGAAACCCUAAUGGAAGACGAAGAAAACCAAGUGAGAGGAUUCGUCCAUUUUGCCGACGGUUCCGGAGUGGGUUUCGCUUAUCUAACAUUGUUCACCAUCAGGGAAGCGGUGCGCAUUGUCAAAAAUGGAGAGAAAACCUUACCGAUGCGUCAUAAAGAGGUGCACGGGUUCAAUAUACAUCCUUCGAUGAAAUUCGCCUUGGAUUGGGGAAUGUCUCUUAUAUCGGAAAAGAUUAAGAGUCGAGUGAGGUUGUACUCGAAUAUCGAGGAGGUGCUUGAGGCCGGUUAUGUGGAAAAAGAGGUUUUGCCCAAGGAGUAUGGUGGCACCAUGCCCAUGUCUGAAAUGAUCGAGUUAUGGAAAGAGGAGCUGAGGCAAUCGCACCCCAUUUUAAUGUCCCACGACGAAAUGGCCGUAAAUGAGGAAUUGUUUACGCGACGUGAAAAAGAGGGAGCAGUUUCCGCAUUGAGGAGGCAGGGAGUCUCGUGCGGAGCCGAGAAAGACUCACUAUGCGGAAUUACCGGAAACUUUAGGAAACUGGAAGUCGAUUAAGUUAGUUUUUAAGGUGUCCUGGAAGCUGGUAAACUUCGCUUAUGUAGCUCGUUUUUAUAGUGUUAACUUAGGGGCGUAUUUAGGUAAUAAGGUCCAGGAACCUGGAUAAAAUACAUCUUGACACAUUCAAAAUGGACGGUUUCGAGUGGCCUUUUUGAAUUUUCAUAAUUUUUUAUGCAUUUUUUGUGUCUUGUAAAUUUUUUGUAAAUUUAUUAUUACUGGAGAUACUUAUGAAAAACUUUCCGCAACAUGGCCCUUCGAGCUGGAUUCUCAUUACUAAAUGCGAAUAUCUUUAGAAUGAAAAAAAAUAACCCUAUAGUGUAUAGGUUUAUUUUAAUCAGGUGAAAAUUCUCUUUUAAUAAUUUUAUGAUUUUUUUAAAUGUUUUAGUAUAAAAUAUGCAAAAAAUAUGCAUUUUUUUAUCUCUUUUAAUUUUUUUAUAGAAUUAAUAGCAACGGGGAUAUUUGCGGAAAACUUGUAGCAACAUAGUCCUUCGAGCCGGAUUUUUAUUUUUAAAUACAAUCAAAUGGAAUAAAAAAACAUAACUCCGUCAUGCUCAGGCUUAUUUUAAUCUGCUCAAAAUAUGAAAAAAUCUGAGCACUUUUGUAUAAAUUAUAAAAGAACUAAAAUUUGUGUUCUCUCGUACUUUUUUUGUAAAUAAUAUUAACGGCAAUAUUAGCAAAAAAACUGUUUUAAAUAUGGUCCUUUGAGCCGGGUUUCUUCCCUUCAAAUACAAACAUUUUUGGAAUAAAAACGGAUAACCCUACCGUGUUUGAAUUUAUUUUAAUCAGCUCAAAGUUCUCUUUUAUAAUGUUUAUAGAUUUCUCAGGAAUCUUGAAAUUUUGUCAAAAAAAAAUUAAAUCCUCAAAAGUAUUUUACUAUAUGUAAAAACUUGUAUUUUUUGUAAAUAUAAAUUGAAUAUUACCGAAGAUAUUUGAGAAAAACUUUUGGCAACAUGGUCCUUCGAGCCGGAUUUUUAUCAAUAAGUAAAAAUAUCCUGUGAAUAAAAAAACAACUCUAUCGCAUUUAGGCUUAUUUUAGCUCCAAAAUCUCCUAUUUUUAACAUUUUAUGAAAUUCUCAAAUAUCUUGAAAUUUUGUCAAAAAAUUCAAAAUCUUAACAUGCGGGAGUAUUUUUUUAUUGCUCAUAUAAAAUAUGAUUAUAUUGUUUUUUUGUAAAUUUUUCAUAAAUUUAAUAAUAAUAUCGUUUACUUAGCAUAAUAGCCACAUACAAAAAACUGGUAUCCAAGAAGAAUAUAAAAUAUACAAACUACAAAAUACAUAAGACUGCCAAAAGAAAAAAAACAAAAACCUUAAAAAGCACGAAAAAUUUUACAUUAAAAAGUGAUAAAAACUAACCUAAUUAACGGAGAUAUUUACGAAAAACUCCUUGCAACAUGGUCCUUCGAGCCAGAUUCUUACUAAUCAACGCGAAUAUCGGUGGAAUGAAAAUAGAAAGCAAUAUCUUGUUUGGCCUUUUUUUAAUCAGGUCAAAAAUAUCUUUUAUAAUGUUUACGGAUUUCUCAAGUAUCUUGAAAUUUUGGUAAGAAAAUUUAAAAUCCUUAAAAAUCGUAGUAUUUUCUUAUUACUAUCUUUCUAUUUACUAUCCUACAAAAAUAGUUAUUAUUAUUUGUCUCUUGCACUUCUCUUGUAAAUGUAAUAUUAACGGAGAUAUUUAUGAUAAACUUCUCGCAACGUGGUCCUUCAAGCGGGAUUCUCCUUAAUAAAUUCGAAUAUCUUUAGAAUGAAAAGAGAUAACCCUAUCGUAUUUAGGUUUAUUUUAUUAAGCUUAAAAUUCUCUUUUAUAAUGUUUGUAGAUUUCUCAAAUAUCUUAAAGUUUUGUCACAAAAUAAAAAAUCGUGAAGUCUUAUUUUGUCAUAUUUUCCUAUAAAAAUAUAUGCAUUUUUUGUCUCUUUUUGUUGUACUUUCUUGUAUUUUUAUUAUUAAUAGUGAUAUGUAUGAAAAACUCUUCGCAACAUGGUCCUUCGAGCCGGAUUCUUAUUAUUAAAUGUGAAUAUCUCUGGAAUAAAAAAGAUAACCCUAUAGUGUUUGGGUUUAUUUUAAUCAGCUCAAAAUUCCCUUUUAUAAUGUUUAUGGAUGUCUAGAAAUUUUGUCAAAAAAAAUUAAAAAUCCUUAAAAGUCUUAGUAUUUUGCUAUGGGUCAUAAGAAAAAAAUUUUAAAUUUUUUGUAAACUUAACUGCAAUGGAGGAAUUUUAGGAAAACUUUUAGGACCAUAUUGAUCCUUCGAGCCGGAUUUUUAUUUUUAAAUGCAAAUAUUUUUAGAAUAAAACGAAAUUCUGCUUAAAAUUAUAUUUUAUUAUUUGUGGAAAUUUCUUAUAUUUUUGCCAAAAAAAAUAUUAAAAAUCUGAGCAUUUUUGUAUAUUUGCAACGUGGUCCGUCGAGCCGGAUUUUUUUUCGUUCAGAUACGAGUAUUUGUGAAAUGAAAAGAAAUUAACUUAUCGUGUUUCGACUUAUUUUAUUAAGCAUAAAGUUUUCUUUUAUAAUGUUUAAAGAUUUGUCAAAUACCUUUUUUUUUCAAGAAAAUUUGAGGUCUUUAAAAAUCUUAUUAUUUUUAUAUUGCUAAUAAAAAAACAUGCCUUUUUUUAAUUUUGUACUUUUUUUUUUUUAAUUUAAAUAUUAAGGGAGAUAUUUAGGAAAAACUCCUCGCAACAUGAUUCCGUACUGAAAUGGCUGGUUUAGACCCUUAAUUUUAAAUUUGAAAUAUUUUAAAAUGUUGACCAAUAGUAAAUUUGGCAAAAAAAAUUAAUUUAAUACAGUUUUAAAAAAAAUGCGCAUAAAAGAUUUGAACUUUUAAAAUUUGAAAUGGAAAUAUUAAAAUCCUUGGGAGAAAUCAGAAACAAUUAAGAAAAAAUCCAAAAUGGCUGCUUCUACAUGAGAAUGUUUAAAAAAAUACAUUCCAGAGUUCAUUUUUUAAAUUUCACAAAAAGAAAUAUUUAAAAGAGUUAUUUUUCCAAAUGAAUCCAAUUUGAAAAUAUUUUAAAAGUGAAAGAAAAAUUAAUCGCAUUUUACAAAUUUUAAAAUUUAAGUAUAUUUAAGAAUUCAAAAUGCAAAAUAAAAAUUUCAAAAAGGUUAAAUUAAAAAAAAAUGAUUUUUAUUUAACAUGCUGUACAUUAAAAUUUUUGGUUUGUGAC